AUGCCCGAUCAACCGGAUCUCCUUCCUUUCCGUAUCAAUGUCCGAGAGAUUCAAGGUAAAAUAUUCUGGCCAAUUUCUAAAGUCACGGUCGGGCUUCCUAUUAGUCAAAUCCAAGACCUAGGGGAAAAGAAGCCUAGAGUUCUCCUUGUGAUAAUUGUGUCGACAGCGCCUUUGCGCUGGGAACGAAGGAACGCCAUACGACAGACUUGGUGGAAGUACUGCAGUGUGAAAGAGGUUAGUUCUGUUUUUUUCUCAUGGUUCGGGUCGGAUAAAUUAUGCCGGCAUAACUUUUGGUUUAUUGCUAUAGUCAGGGUUCCGAGCCUAAUGCUGGCAUAAUGACUAAAAUUCUUAAAAAAUUCACUUGAUGUUACAGUUAAACAAGAGAGAAAUUCUGUAGACUGAGUUCUGUAAGCAGUGAGGCUGUUUUUCUUGCUUUCUCUUUUGGAAUUUGAUUUGGAAAAAUCGUUGUGUUCUGAACCUCACCCCUGUUGGUGGUAGGAAUGGGGGUAGGAAGUGGAAGAAAUUGAGGGGCUCUUAAAAGCUAUCAUCUUGAAUUAUCAAUGAGCAUAAUGAAAAAUUUUGAGUAUUGUUUUCGCGUGAAACAGUAUUCAAGGGUGACGCCCAAAGGUACAAUGCUGAAAUUUCCGAGCAUAAUUAAUCUGACCUGAUGGUUACGUUACUUGACGUUUAUUAGCUUCGAAAAAAAUUGUCCAUAAUUUUUCGGGUUACCUUAUGUUUCAGCAAUCUUUGCUUAUUAUAAAGCACUAUAGCCUUCUAAUGAGUUAGUAUCUUAGACUCGCUCUCGAGCGCACUGGUUCAAGAUAUGCGCCUGGUCAGUUGUCAGCCCAAAAAAUUAACAUACCCACAAUGCCUUUCUUUAACUUAUGUGCAGCAUUGAACUCUGCGAAGAAGAUCAAAAUUUUAUUUCAUUUUCGUAGUUUUGUUGCCAAUUUUUCGUUCUUUUCACCAUUUUCUUUAGUUUUCCCUCAUUUCCAUACCUUUGAAUUUUCGUGAUGGAGUUCAAUCUUCAAAAUACAUGCUUCCUUCACCAAGUAUUAGAAAGUUAAUUGCAGAUAAGGCCUGGACCUUCAGCCUCCUUCUAUGUCCAAUCAUUUUCUCCUGGCCAUACAAUACUAAAGAUUAUAACUGCCUGCGCAGGUAGCUUGCCACUUUUUUACAGACGGACAAGUCGUCAACAAGAAGAUCCAGAAAAAUCUCUUAAACGAAACAUCCCGUUACGGAGAUAUUGAGUUCCAACCACUUCUGGGAGGGAUAGAGUUUGGAAUUCGCUUCUUGUAUCACGCCAAAUGGGCCGCGGCUAAUUACGACUUUCAAUAUUUUCUUCGCACGGACGAUGACUACUUUGUGUGUCUUAAGAAGCUUUUGAAUGAGUUACCUUGGCGCCCUAAGCAUAAUCUCUGUUGGGGAAAUUUUCACUGUGAAGUAAACAUGACAUGGAUUGACGAGUCAUGGAUGAUGUUUUCGCGAGACAUCAUUGACAAAUUCUUGAAUCAAGAUGCGCGUACCAUGUUGUGUCAUCCGCACGCUGACCAGCAGAUCGGCAUGUGGCUCAACAAUAUAUCAGGUCGGUUACUUUUCCAUGACGUUCGUCUGAAUCACGUGAGGGACUUUGACUGGCGGGCGAGAAACGUGUGUGUAACUUACAUGGGAGUUCAUCAAGCGUUUGCGUCACGCAUACUACAACUGGCCAAGACGAGCGAGGACGGCGCUAAAACUGUGCCCCCCAUCUCUAAGUUUUCCUCGUAUUGUGAAUACGACACGUUUGACUAUAGGAAGCUAAACGGCCGAUAUUUCUAUGAACCAAAGCCUUGUGUUGAGAACGCAAUAUGGGUGAAAAAUCACCGAUUAUGGCUUGGAGAAGAGGGAAGAGUCAAUUAAUAGUUUAGUAGUCACGGACAGAACACUGUGACCCUAGGAAAACACAGCGUUUGCGCAUGUCUGCGUCUGUGCACGUUGAAAUGACUUAGUGCUGUGAAUUUCAAGGUUUCAGAACCAAGUUGUCUUAUACAAGUUGCAAAAAAAGUACAAACCAGUAAGUUAUAGUGUUUUAACCCUUUAACUCCCAAGACAUCAUUAGUAAUUCUCUUAACUGUCUGGCAUACAAUUCUUACGAUGUCAAUUUGGAGAAUUUGGUAUUGGAUCAACUAAUAAUUCCAUAAUUGAUAUUUUACUUCAUUCUUAUCACUUCUAUGCUUGAUAUUGUAUUGAUAUUUUAAGGAGAAAUUCUCUCUUGGUCACUCAUGGGAAGUAAAGGGUUAAAAGUAUAUGAUCUGUUUUGGUAAAGGUCAAAACAGAAAGGUAAAUUAAGAGUGUACCCGUACUAGAAAAAGGCUUGUGUUUAAAAAUUCUUGAGUUUUCUUUUUCAACUACUUUUGUUUCCUUUUACAAUUUAUAUGAACAUUUUAAUUUCCUACGCUCAUUUUUUUUAAGACAGCGAUUGUUUGUUAUGUUUUUGUUUGACAUUUUGCGUAAGACAUUGGCGCGCGGCCGAUCAGAAUUAAUCAUCCAUGUCCAAUACCACCGUUGAUCCCCUCAUGCAUGCCUGACGUUUGACCCGAUGUCCCCAGUUUAGCGGUUAUCAUAGGUGUCAGGCUUUUAAAGUAUGAAUGCUAAAAAGCCUGAAAUUGACAAUUGGACGGCAACUUAACGUGUUGCUGCCGGACUUUUUUACAGGGAAUGAGCCUGAUGGUCCGAUAAAUACUUCAUAAUUUGCUCUUUAUGUAAGAAGCUGAUCUUGCCAAAAAAGCUUCCUUGACCUCUUCCAACUCCAAGUAAUAGCGGACAACAAUAUUCUAAAUGAGGCAAAAUAUAUGCUUUAUAAAGGCGGCACAUUACGUCUAAAGGAAUAAACCUGUAAAUCUCCCGUAACACAGAGGCUUUGGCACACGCCUUUUUACUUGUGGGGACACAUGAGCGACAAAAUUGAGCUUACGAUCUAAAGUAACACCAAGGAUUUUAAGUGUAUCAUUAGCGUUCACUUCAUUGUUAUCUACACUGAAGUUAUAGCGAUAUGGUACUGGACCUAUAGUCAUUGCCUGUGUCUUAGAUGCAUUGAUCUGUCGAUAGUUUUGCCGAAGCCAUGUUGAUAAUAUAUGUAGAUCAGAGUUACAAUAUAUUCUAAAACUGGAGGGGAAGCGUCCGAUCCAUAUUCAGUAGUGUCAUCUGCAUACAACCGUAGAGAGGUAUUUGUAACCUAAAGGUUCCAGUCAUUGAUGUAAAUGUUAAAAAGCAAAGGGCCCAGCAGGGACCUCUGAGGGACCCCAGCUUUGAUAGGUUUCCAGUCAAAGUAAAUUCCGUCAAAUCAGACUCUCUGAUAAGUUUUCUUUAACAGUUUCUGUAGGCAAAUUUAUAAGUGCGUCAUUAUAGCUUUUGAAUGAGACGGGGCAUCCUAGAAAAAUAGCUUUAAUGAUACCGGAUAGGUUUUUAAUUUUAUAAUACGAUAUUAAUUAUUAGUUAACUUAGCUGGGCAUAAUUAGGUAUCUCUUACUCCUAGAUUAAGCUGAGGGAUUUUACCAUGUAUAAAUAAAGUUAUGUAUCUAUCGAUCAUUAACGUGCAUAUUUGGCAAAAAAGUUCAACUGCAUGGGAUACCAUGGUGACAGACUUCAUGUGAUCCAUUGGAGAUGAA
This is a messenger RNA of Pocillopora meandrina, 3647 nucleotides long. The record is from the annotation of a GenBank genome assembly. Lineage: Eukaryota; Metazoa; Cnidaria; Anthozoa; Scleractinia; Pocilloporidae.